Molecule: messenger RNA, 2635 nt
Organism: [Candida] anglica
Lineage: Eukaryota; Fungi; Ascomycota; Pichiomycetes; Serinales; Debaryomycetaceae
Source: the annotation of a GenBank genome assembly
CUACAUCCAUUGAAUCACUUAAAUCUACACGAUAUGAGUUUUUCAUUAUACGAUUUAGAUGAGGAUAUCAGAAAGCUUCUCAAUCUAGAUAAUUUUCUAGGAGGACAUACUGUUAAUGAUUUUAUUGAAGAACUCAGUAAAGAUCAUUUUCUUAAAGGAGCUGAAGUUAACAAGUUGGAAUAUUUAGAUCCCAAACCAUAUAUUCGUACGUUUGAAUCGACUCUCCGUGAACUAAAGAGACUCAACGAGGAUGGAGAGACACGUAAACGACACGUUGAACGAGAAGUGGAGGAAUAUGAAUUGAAACAUAGUGAGAAUGUGAUUGCCCUUUCAUCUAAAGUUGAUAGAAUUACAGAGAGUUUUACCAAUUUAGAUUCUAAAAUCUCCUCAGUAACAACCAAAAUUGACCCAUUGGGUAGAUCGUUAAAUAAGAUCACCAAUUCAAGAGAUAGAUCCACUGAAACCAUCUUUCUUAUCCGAGCAUAUCAUGGAUUUUAUACCAAGGAAAGAUACGAACCACUUGAGAAACUUAAAAGUAGUAACAUUUAUGAAGAUCGAGUGAAAUGUGCUAAAACUAUUGUAGAUUUGCUUACAUUGGCCAAGAAAAUUGCAUCUCCAGAACUUGCAAAGGCAAAUCAUUGUGUCAAUGUAAUUGAAAAAUUUAGUGAAACUUUUGAAAAGGAAUUGUUAAUAAAGUUUGAUGUUUAUUUUGAAGAUGAUCAAUUCGAUAAGAUGAGAGAAAUUGCCAGUAUAUUACAUCAAUUCAACGGAGGUGCCACUGUAGUGCAACUAUUUGUUAAUAAGCACGAUUUCAUGCUUGAUUCGGACAAUACUGAAGAUAGUACCAUGCUUGAUAAUGAAGCCAUUUGGACUAAACUUUCAGAUCCAAGCUUUGGAGAGAAUGCCAAGGAUGAGUCAACCGAACAACUUCUUAAUCGUCUUCGAAUGGCAAUUAAGGCUCAGGCCAGAAUUGUACAACAAGUCUUUGAAGAUCCAACCCCAGUACUUAAGAUUUUCAUACAGCGUAUCUAUGCUCAAAUCAUUCAAAAUAAAAUCAGUGCAUUACUUCAGUACUCACUUUCAGUGGGCACUUUGGCACAUGUAAGAAUUUUGCACUCGCUUUAUGUGUUGGUGGGAGACUUCACGCGGGAAGUGAAGGAGUUCCUCCAAACCAAUGAUUUGAAUCAAGAUGAUGAGUUGGGAUCGAUUUUGGACCAAUGUAAUUAUGAUUUAUUCAUUGAAUAUACUUCAGAAACUACAUACUUCUCACGUGAAAAGAAGAACCUUGAAGAAACAAUUUAUGAUAUUGUACAAAAAUACACAUCAUUUCAUGAGACCCAAUUGGCAGCUAAAAGUCUUACUACAAAGUUAGAAAAUUUGGAUAAUAUAGAAUAUAACUCAGAAAAAUUGAAACGAGAUCAAAAUAGUGGGAGACCAUUGCUGGAAGGAGUUCAAGAUAGAUUUAGUUUCCAUUUCCUGGAAAGAAAACGAUUAUCACAAUUUACAAACUUUAUGAAAACUAAACUCUCUGAGAAGACACCCCCAAGAUCAUCACAAGAUUUGUUUAAUGAUCGUGAAUACGUUGAAAAAUACUCCAAACUUAACAUUGGUAUAGUAGAAGUUGUUGUCAAGUCUGCCAUUGAAUCCAUUGCACGUGUUUUAGAGUUGACUCCAAAUAAGGCGCCUGAUUUUCUGUUGGAAAUAUUGGAAAUUUUAUUAUUUGAUUUUGGGAAAUUAUACAUUGGAGCAAGUUUAGAAGUUGCAUUCGAAGGUGCUAAACAAGAGAAUUUACACUCAAGAUCAGGAACAGUACAAACAUUUUCUUUAUCAUAUUUACAGUCAUUUGGAGUCACCAGUGAAGUUUUAUAUUUGAUAUCUUCAUGCAUUAAAAAGAUCAUCUUACCAUGUGCUGUGAAUAGUCCUAACGUAAGGAAAAGAAUGUAUAACCUUACCAAUAGUUAUGUAUCGCGGUGCGAGACUUCACUUAAUUUAAUUACCACAGAAUCUCUUGAAAUGGUGGCCAAUCGGAUUGCAUUUCUUUUGUUAAAGCAAAGGAAGAAGGAUUUCGUUAUGGAUACGAUUACUGAAGAAGACACUGAAGCAUGUGAAGAGGUGGCUUUAUUCUUGAAUGAAAUAUAUGAAAAAAUUGUUAAUCAUUUAAAUAAUGCCAACUUGAGAAAUUAUUUAAUCAAGAUUGGGAUGAACUUUUUAAAUCAACUUUUAGAACAUUAUAAGAAAUUCCCCGUUAAUUCCACUGGAGGGAUUAUUCUUACUAAGGAUGUUAUUAGAUAUCAAUCCAUCAUAGAUGAAUGGAAGAUUUCAGAAUUAUCAGAACAAUUCCAAUUGCUUAAAGAAAUUGCUAAUCUUUUCACCGUGCACCCUGAUUUGAUCAAUUCAUUGGUGACAGAAGGGCAACUUGCCAACCUCAAACCAUAUACUAUUAGACAAUAUGUUUCCAAGCGAACAGACUUCAACCCCAGCUAUAUAGAGAGGUUUUUUAGUUUGAAGUAAACCCCACAAACCAGUAGUACCCCUAUAGAAUUUAUAUGGCUAAUUAUGUCAAGUCACAAAUUUCAUACAAGCUAUAUUUUUAUUGAAAAUUUCCAUAUGUAAUAAUUAUAUAUUUACAACUCCA